This is a messenger RNA of Parnassius apollo (apollo), 294 nucleotides long. The record is from the annotation of a GenBank genome assembly. Lineage: Eukaryota; Metazoa; Arthropoda; Insecta; Lepidoptera; Papilionidae.
AUGUGGUGCGCGAGGGUGGUCACCAAGCACCAAAGGAUGAAUGGAUUCUUUUGCAAAGAAGACGGUUGCGAAAUCCUUUUAUGGCGAAAAAAAGGAAAAGCAGAUCUAGAGUUGGAUUGCGGUUUCAAGGCGGCGGAUGUUAAAAUUCCAUUUUACAUUUAUAAUGGUGAUAAAAAUGGCUCUGAAGAAGACACAAGUAAAUAUAUGAUGAGCAAAACAAGCGUGGAAGUUGCAUUAGAGAGAGUGAACAUGAGGCAGAAAAGGAAUACGAAGCCUAUAAGUUCCUUAUUAUGA